Molecule: messenger RNA, 1158 nt
Organism: Bursaphelenchus okinawaensis
Lineage: Eukaryota; Metazoa; Nematoda; Chromadorea; Rhabditida; Aphelenchoididae
Source: the annotation of a GenBank genome assembly
AUGUUGCGUCAGGGUUUGAACUUGGCUGCGGCCAGCGGAACUCUUUACCAGUCGGAAAGAGGUUUUGCUACCUUGAAGGAUAUUUCUAUUCGUCUGAAGUCUGUCAAGAACAUCCAAAAGAUCACCAAGUCCAUGAAGAUGGUUGCCGCUGCUAAAUACGCUAAAGCCGAGCGUGAUUUGAAGGGAGCCCGUUCUUAUGGUCAGGGUGCUCAAGCUUUCUUCGACAACUUGGAUUUGGCGAAGGAAGAAGAAGGAGCUGCUGCCAAGUCCGGACAAAAGAAGGUCUUUGUUUUGGUCACUUCUGACAGAGGUCUGUGCGGUGCUGUUCACACUUCUAUCAUCAAGGUAUGUUGUUUUUUAGUGAACGAUUUUAUGUUUAGACACAAGCAAAUGGCUUUGACGAUAUUAUGAAGCGUGACAUCUAUGUUGUGUUAAUUUAAUUCACACAUUCAAGUUAAAAAUUAUUUUAUUUUUAUUUUUAAUAAAACUAACUUUGAUUAUUUAGGAAGCGAAGAACAUCUUUGCUAAUAAGCCAGCUGAUGCCGAGUACAAGAUCGUAGCUAUUGGAGACAAGUCCAAGGCUGGUCUUCAACGUCUUUAUGGAAGUUCUUUCCUUUUCUCUGGUAACGAAAUCGGCAGAGCUCCACCAACCUUCGAGGAUGCUUCUAUUGCUGCCAACGCCAUCUUGAACUCUGGCUACGAGUUUAACGAUGGAGCUAUCAUCUAUAACUUCUUCAAAACUGUUGUUUCAUAUGAGACUAAGGUUCUGCCUUUAGUGCCAAUUGAGACUAUCAGAGCCAACGAGAACUUGAAUGUCUACGAUUCAGUAGAUGAUGAUGUUCUCCAAAGCUACAUCGAAUACUCGUUGGCGCAGUUGAUCUACUACGCUAUGAAGGAGAGUGCUACUAGCGAACAGGCCAGCAGAAUGACUGCUAUGGAUGGUGCUAGCAAGAACGCCGGUAAGUACUAUAACAUAAAGCUUUUUACUUUAUAAGACAUUUUACAAAGUUGAUUAUUUUGCAUUGUUAGUUUAAAAUAUUAUUAUGAUUUUUUUCAGGUGAGAUGAUUGACAAAUUGACUCUGCAAUUCAACAGAACACGUCAAGCUGUAAUCACCAGAGAGUUGAUCGAAAUUAUUUCUGGUGCCGCCGCCGUCUAA